AUGAAGACUACAGCACCAGACUCGACCUUACAACCCCUCCUUCCCCAACACUGCUCCCGACAUUCCGGCGCCUCGACGACGACCUCCUCGCGAAGACGCAAGCUCGGGCUCGUCCUUAUUGGCGCCUUUGGCGGCGUGGUCCUGUUCAUCUCCUACGAAGCACGCCACCCCGAGAUCUCUCGAGCUGUUCGCGGCGAAAGAGGUGUGGAGGUUCUGCAAAGGCUGGGACUCGAGAAGACCCCCGAGUCAAAGACUGAGGAAAUCAAAGAGGCGGAGGAGGAACGCCUCAUCAACACAUUUGACGAUUUCAAGCCGGAGACCCGCGACGCCUUGUCCAGCUUCGUCGAUGCCGUCGUGCGGGACUACAUCAAAUGGUGGUACUCCCCUAUCCUUCCAGGCGACUCGUCCUUUCCCUUGGCCUGCAGAAAGGUCCUCAACUCAUUCCUCCUCUCCGUCUCAAAUGCUUUGUACCGCAAACGCCCAGCCGACUCUUUCCUCGACUUCCUAACCAACACCAGCUCCAUCGCCAUUGUUUUCCUCUCCGAACUCUCCGCCGCCUUUGCCGAUGUAUCAGCCGAAUCCAAUGUGACUGCAGCAGAUGCAAUCUAUGAGUAUCUCGCCGAAAACCCCGACUCGAGUCUCUCCAGCCUCCUCAGCCAAACGCAGCAGGCGACCAAAUUUCGCAUGGUCGCCGAAGAUCUGCUCCAAUACCUCGACCGACAGACACAUAAAUGCGACCCUGCGCGCAUUUUCCUCCGGGAGAUCCUUGCAGGUGUCGUUUUGGAAACAUCAUUGCAAACGUGUUCCAAGCCCGAAUGGAUCAAUGGUUGGAUCGUGUACCUGCUCGAGGCUGGCGAGCCUGACUUCAGCCAGGCUAUUGACGUUGGUAUGCAGACCGGCCCGGAUGCCAACACUAUGAACAACAACCUCUUUGCGGACUUUGACGGCAAUGUCGGCAACAUUUCGCUAGCCAAGGGCAACCGCAACUCAUUUGACCUCGAAAAGUUUAGACGCAAGGAGUCUAUGCACAGGAAGAAACUGAGCAAAGCAGACGAGGAAAUGGAAGAGGCAAUGGAAGAAAUGAAGCGCAUGAACGCCCUUCUAGCUCAGGCGGAAUGCCAAUCUCCAAAAGAAAGCAUCGCGACGGCCUCUACAUCCGAGAAGCCUGCCCAGGCUGGCGAAGGCAGAGCUUCAAACGAAACCAAUGGCCAGCGUCCCAGCUCUACUUCGGGGGAGAUCUCCCCACGCUCAGAAACAUCCAUGGAUAAGCCAUCCGUCGACAAUUCGAGCAAGCGCGAGAGUUUGCAGUCACCCAUCACACCUCGAUCCACCGCCGAUAUGUCAAGCCGAGAGUCGUCCCCGAAACAGCUGGAGAAUGACACAAAUGGCCAGUUCACCACGUUUGACCAGAUUGUGCCACCCGCCAAGGACGAGCCAGAGGCGCCGGGCGAGGGCCCUCGCAAACCUCUCCUGACCCUGCACAAUGCCAAUAUUGUCCUGCACGACGAUGCGCCCACUGACAAUGCCCGCAUUCGGAGCAAGCCGACCUGGGACUACCUCGUGCAGAUAGAGCCUGCGUCUUCCCACUAUGCCGGCUGGAUGAUUGUGCGCAAGUACUCUGAUUUUGAAACGUUGCACGAGAUUCUGCGACGCAUAGCCACAAUCUCGGGAGCGACAGCUUUCACGGAACAGCACACAACGCUUCCCAACUGGAAGUUGCACUCGAGGUCGUCCCUGCGAGGCGAGCUCGAGCGCUAUGUGCGGGACGCGUGCUGGUACCAACCUUUGGCCGAAAGCGAGGGCAUGAAGCGUUUCCUUGAGAAGGAAAAUGGACACUCCCGUGGCGAGUCAAAAGGCGGGGUCCUCGGCUGGGAUGCGUUCAGUAAGAACAUGACAGAUGUGCUCUCGCUAGGGUCUAAGGGUGCGAUGGAAGGAGGCAAAGCUGUUUUUGGUGGCGUUACCGGAGUUUUCAACACCAUCGGCCUGGGGCCGCGGAGGCAGACGAAUGCCUCCAUCAGCGAAGUCCAGGUGCAGCCAAACCGCCUGUCGCUGGGGUCCGCGCCGCGCAUGGAAAGCACAACCAGCCUCAACAGUCAGGUCAUGUCGCCAGGGGCGUCUCGCAAGACGAGAGACAGCCUCGAUAGCCAGCGGUCGUCCAUUGUCUCGGUACAGCCCGGCAUGAUGGCACCCAUGGAGAGGAGACCCAGCUACGACUCGCGCGGCGAAUCGGAAGCCGAGGGCCUGAAGCCCAGGGUCGACCGGUGGGAGAGGGGCGUGCCGAGUGCGUUGGGCGGCAGCCGCGAGCACAGCCGCGCAUCGAGCUUGGCCGCGCUGCGAUCGCCUCUGCGGUCACCAUCGACGUUGAGCCUCGACGGCAUGAAGUUCCCCACGCCAGUUGACGAACAGCAAGCAUUCCAAUCUGUUCCGAGCAAUGGCGAAACGCACCUCAAGGCUCGUGAGCUGUGCCUGACGAGGGAAAACUCAUCCAACAGCGUCACGUCUCCGCUGGCCCAAACGCACACGCAGAAAGCGUCCGUGGCCAGCCCUACUACGCCCUCGGCGGCGGCAGCGGCGACGGCGACGGUGACAGCGCCGAAACCCGUUCGACAAUACGCGCAGUUGUCAGAGCAGGAAACACAAGUGGCGGUCGAGCUCGUGUUUGCCGUUAUCAACGAGAUGUACACGCUCUCCUCGGCAUGGAACAUUCGGCGCACGCUGCUGGCGGCGGCCAAAUCGUUCCUCCUGCGGCCCGGCAACCCGUCUCUUCUGUCGAUCCAGAAAAUGAUGCAGGAGUCGGUGAUCGAGGCCAACACGAGCGACGCGGGGUUGGCGCAUCACCUGCGCAAGAUGCGCGAGAACACAAUGCCAACGGAGGAAGAGCGCGCAAGCUGGCCAGCUGAGAUGACACUUGAGGAGAAGGAGAAGCUGCGGAUCAAGGCGCGGCGGAUGCUCAUCGAGCGCGGCGUGCCGGCUGCUCUCACAGGUGUCAUGGGUCAAGCCGCAACGACGGAUGCGCUGGGACGCAUCUUUGACUGUCUCCAGCUGGAGGAGGUAGCGCGGGGUCUGAUGUUUGGCAUUCUGCUCCAGGCCGUCAGGGUCGUGACGCAUUGA
This is a messenger RNA of Verticillium alfalfae VaMs.102, 3111 nucleotides long. Its product is annotated as PX domain-containing protein. The transcript has 2 exons. The record is from RefSeq and is a predicted model, not a curated record. Gene Ontology annotation, molecular function: phosphatidylinositol binding. Lineage: Eukaryota; Fungi; Ascomycota; Sordariomycetes; Glomerellales; Plectosphaerellaceae. Gene Ontology annotation, cellular component: intracellular membrane-bounded organelle. The coding region runs from base 1 to 3111 and encodes 1036 amino acids.